UCUAUAUAUAUAUAUGCGCGCGCACGCGCGCCAAUGUGUAUACACUAUUAUUUUCAAUUUAGUAAUAACGAUAAAUAAUUUUAAGAAAGUUAAUAAUGGCUAGUUAAGUUAAGCGAAGUAAUUAUACCUAACAGGAAAGUUUAUAAACCAUGUGUCAGAAAAAUACACUCGUAUCUUAGUGUAUUAGAACACAUAGUCGACGUCGUUUAUGUCAGUUUUCUACUUAUAUACAUUUUGUAAUUUCUAUUUAAGGGAUACGAUAAAUCAUUACUGACAUAUAUGUAUUCACGUGUCUUCCUUACAUUCUAAUUCAUUAUAGAUUAGUUCAAAUGGUGUUAUUUGGAAGGAUCACUUUUAAAUCAGUAAACAGUUAGGUUAGACUUGAUACUUUUGUCGCAAAGCGAUAUAGUGAAUCUACAAAAUGAAAUCGAAUGAAAUCACUUGGAAAACAGUACCAAAUAAUGUAAAGGAGAGGAUGGUGGACCUUUCUUUGGCUCACAAACUGACACCGUGCAGAAAAAUACGUCGUACGACUAAGGUUAUGAAUACUGCACUUAAACAUUACCAUAUCUUAAAAACUUACAGUCGUUUUAUUAAAAUGAAAACAUAUGUUCUCCGGCAUUUGUCAGAGGAUGACGACACCGAUGAUAAUGCUAGUUUUACGGAUUACAAUGUUUUGUACAAAUAUGACACGCCUGUAUCAAAUCGUAUGACACAUGUGUCUACGUCAAAUGUAGACUAUCCCUCUGAAUCAGAUCUUGACGUUGGCAAAAGCGAUACACCAGAUACGGUAAUAGAAGAAACAAACACUGAACAAUUCAAGAAUACAUUCUCUAAUAUUAUGAAUGAAGAGUUGCAGGAAAACAUUGAAGAACACAAUGUAAAUUUAUCAUAUUCUCCAAGAGAAAAUAUUCAUAGGACCAGACUAAAUGAAUUAAAUGAAAUUAAUAAUCAUGAAUCCUGUUUGAGUAAUACUGAUUCACCUGCUUGUGAAGAGGAUGUAAUAUUAAGAAACCAAGAAACAUUUACAAUAGAAGAAAGUACAAAAUCUAAUGAAAUAACAUGUGAUGCCAAGGAAAUACAAGAAACAGAAAACAGAGAAGAAAGCAGUGAAAUGUCAAUAAAAGAAGAACUUGAUACGAGUAUUGAUAUAAAUGAGAAAUUGAAAAUAAAAGACUGUUAUGAAACAUUGCAUGAUAAAGAAGAUCUACCUGAUAUCAAGGAGAAUUUAAUGUCUCCAUUAAAUCAAGAUAUAAUUCAAGAUGUUGAUUUUACAAAUUCAAAGAUAGAGUUACAACAUAAUGAUUUUGCACAAUCAGUUGAGGAUCUAAGAGUUGACGAAGGAUCUGUGGAUGAACCUGAAAGUAGCAAGUUUCUACAAAAACAAUCUUUAUUAAAUGAUAAUACACAUCAACCUAAGGAUUCUGGUAUUGAUGAGGAUACAGAAGAAGAAUUUCCACAAAAUGAACAAGCAAUUUGUGUAAUAGAAAAGAAACAAAUGCAAGAAGAAUUUUCAGAAAAUAAACAAGCAAUUUGUGUAAUAGAAAAGAAACAAAUGCAUGAAGAAUUUUCAGAAAAUAAACAAGCAAUUUGUGUAAUAGAAAAGAAACAAAUGCAAGAAGAAUUUCCAGAAAAUAAACAAGCAAUUUGUGUAAUAGAAAAGAAACAAAUGCAAGAAGAUUGUAUAAAAAGUGUAGAACUUACACCACCCACUUUGUAUUCUAAAGAUGUCUCUGAAGAUGAAACAAAUUUGACAACUGACGACACAUUCAUAUUCAAUAUUGAUGAUAGUGAUGAAGAUAUAAAUAAUGAAGAAGAAGAACAAAAUAAAGUAGUAAAACAAAAAUUAACGCCAAAGGUUACUCACACUGAAAUUGUUAAGAAUAAAUAUAGAAUCGUAUCAUCUAAUGUUUCAUUAUUUGAUAUCAAUAGAGGAUCAAAAGUGACUGAUAAUUGUGUCAACAAUGAGAAAGUAAUAGAAUCUGUAGAAAUAGCACACAAUGCAGAGGACAGCAUGUCACCUUUGUCCAAAAGGCGAUUGCAACAGCUGAGAAGGUUAAAUUUGACUGUGGACAGUGAGUCUAGUCUUAGUGAUGAUGAUGAUCAAUAUUGCAACACAGAAAAUAUGAGAGAUAAAUUGUUCAAACGAUCAAAAGAAUCUUCCGUAUCAUUGGACAGUGAAGAUGAUAUCAUGAGUUUCAAGCAUUCAACAUUACUAAAUGACAGUAUGAACUCACAAGGAAAUAAAAGUUGUAGAUUUGAAAACAGUGGGAAAAAAAAGAAUAAAUAUUUGGGAGAAACUUGUAUCACCAGCACAGAGGAUGAAGAAACAUUCAACAAUAAUGAAUCUGACCAAAUAAAAAAAUAUAAUAAAUAUAAAAAAAGUUCACAAAACUCAUUAAAACAGAGUAUACAUUGUACAGAUAAUGAAAAUACUAGUCCAAACAAAAAUACGAAACACAAAGGAUCUUUUCAAGAGAGUCAAACAAUUGACAAAAAUUUAGAAACUGAAACAACAUUGCAAUCUACAAUCAAGAAUCCGACAGUGCAAACAAAACCGUGCAAUUUACAGGAACUGCUAGAAAAGGAAAGCUUAAUACAUGAACUUGCUUUACCCUCUGUUACACUUAAAGAUUUACAAGAAAAUGAUAUCUAUCUGUUAGAUAUUCCUUCUGUGGUGCUCGAAAGUAAAUUAUUGGGAAGAGAGUUUAGUUUAACUAAUAAGAAGUUAACACUUGGAAGACACAAAUAUAAAAUUACACUUGAUGAUACAAGUCAUGUGUCCUGUGUGUUUAACACUGGAGAAUCAUGUAUAAACUACAAAGCAGUUAGUAUAAAACCGGUGAAAAAAAUUGUUACACGCAAAAGGAUACGUCCAAAGUAACGUAAAAAAAAUCUUCUAAUCAACACACAAAGGAUACAAUGAGUUGUAUUGAUGAUACCAACAGAACAAACAUUAAUUUAACCUCAACAAUGUAAUAUAUAUGAAAAAUAGGGCUAUUAUAUAGAGAAUGUGAUUGAUUAAAUUUAUUUUCUUAUCACGAACAUCAGAAUCGAUCACAUGCGAGAUACGUUUUUCUAAAAUUUGGAGAGUAAGCUUAACAGCGGCCAUUAAUUUCAAUGACCAGAUCAUUUUGAUCUUUAAGAAUUAAUUUAUAGAAUAUCUGACUGUAUUCAAGAAUACAUAUUCUAGCGCAUUAUAAUUUUUUCCUCGUAUACAUUAUUUUAUUUUCCUAAAUGUUGAAUUUUUAUUCGUUUACUGUAUGUUACCUUGGUCUUUUUACUUAAAUGUUUACAUCUAAACCGAUGUCGAUUCUGUUAGUUCGAGUGAACACAUCAAAUCAGCCCUGGCAGUUUUUGUAUAUACCACAAAUCUUGGGCUAGCAGUAAAAGAGUUAAGACUUAAAAUGGUACAAUGUUAAAUAUGAAAUUGUUAACAAUUAAGUAUGAACUGUAAUAUUAAUGUUUUUUUAUUGACAUAUACAGAAAUUAAAUACGACAUAUAUUUAUGAAGUUU
Molecule: messenger RNA, 3517 nt
Organism: Nomia melanderi (Alkali bee)
Lineage: Eukaryota; Metazoa; Arthropoda; Insecta; Hymenoptera; Halictidae
Source: RefSeq, a predicted model, not a curated record